CGCCGCCGCCGCCACAGGACGACGUGGACGCGCCGCGGCCGGCCGGCGACGGAGGCGUGCUGUGGUCGCGCCCACUGCCCUCCCGCGAGCUCGCCCCCGACGUCAGGACGAUGGAGUGAAGCGCGGCCCGCGGUGGCACUUCCGCGUUGCGCCGCCGGAGCCCGAGGCCGCCGCCGCCGCCACCGCCGCCGCCCGGCACGGCCGGCUUUCUGCCGAGGAUAGGAUCCUCCCGCGCCAGGCCCUGACGCCGCUGCGCACACACCGCGACUGGAACCGGGGACGCGCGUCCCGACCCGGAUUAUCGUGGCGCGACUCCCGGCCGGCCCUGCUGCUCGCUACCCCUCCGCCGCGGCUGCCGUCCCCCUUCCCGGCGGGGGACAUGGCCAGGGUCUGACCCCGGAGGAGGCCGCACCCGCGCCGCACUCUGCGGCGGGCUCUAGGCGAUGCCGAGUAGCUCGGACACGGCGCUGGGGGGAGGCGGGGGCCUGAGCUGGGCCGAGAAGAAGUUGGAGGAGCGCCGCAAGCGGAGGCGAUUCCUGUCCCCUCAGCAGCCGCCGCUGCUGUUGCCGCUCCUGCAGCCGCAGCUCCUGCAACCGCCGCCGCCCCCGCCGCCUCUGCUCUUCCUGGCUGCCCCCGGCGCGGCCGCCGCCGCAGCCGCCGCCGCCGCGGCCUCCUCCUCCUGCUUCAGCCCGGGCCCUCCUCUGGAGGUCAAGCGGCUGGCGAGAGGCAAGAGGCGCCCCGGAGGGCGGCAGAAGCGGCGCCGCGGGCCCCGCGCCGGGCAGGAGGCGGAGAAGCGCCGGGUCUUCUCGCUGCCCCAGCCGCAGCAGGACGGCGGUGGCGGUGCCAGUAGCGGCGGGGGUGUGACCCCGCUGGUGGAGUACGAGGAUGUGAGCUCCCAGUCCGAGCAGGGGCUGCUGCUGGGGGGCGCCAGCGCGGCAACGGCGGCGACGGCUGCCGGGGGAACGGGGGGCAACGGCGGGAGUCCGGCCUCCUCCUCCGGCACGCAGCGGCGCGCGGAGGGGUCGGAGCGCAGGCCGCGCCGGGACCGCCGCAGCAGCAGCGGCCGCAGCAAGGAGCGCCACCGCGAGCACCGGCGGCGGGACGGGACGCGCAGCGGCAGCGAGGCCUCAAAGGCCCGCAGCCGCCACGGACACAGCGGCGAGGAGCGGGCGGAGGCCACCAAGAGCGGCAGCAGCAGCAGCAGCGGCGGCCGCCGCAAGAGCGCGUCGGCUACGUCCAGCAGCAGUAGCAGCCGCAAGGACCGGGACCUCAAGGCCCACCGUAGCCGGACUAAGUCGUCCAAGGAACCGCCCUCGGCCUACAAGGAGCCGCCCAAGGCCUACCGGGAGGACAAGAGCGAGCCGAAGGCCUACAGGCGGCGGCAGCGGUCCCUGAGCCCGCUGGGAGGCCGGGACGAAAGCCCGGUGUCCCACAGGGCCUCGCAGAGCCUUCGGAGCCGCAAGUCCCCCAGCCCGGCGGGAGGUGGCAGCAGUCCUUAUUCCCGGCGGCUGCCGCGCUCCCCGAGCCCCUAUAGCCGGCGUCGCUCGCCCAGCUACAGCCGCCACAGCUCCUACGAGCGGGGCGGCGACGUAUCCCCCAGCCCGUACAGCAGCAGCAGCUGGCGGCGCUCGCGCAGCCCCUACAGCCCAGUACUCAGACGAUCUGCCAAAUCCCGAAGCAGAAGCCCAUAUUCAUCUAGGCACUCAAGAUCUCGGAGCAGGCACAGACUGUCUAGAUCAAGAAGUCGUCAUUCAAGCAUUUCUCCUAGCACACUAACUCUGAAGAGUAGCUUGGCAGCUGAAUUGAACAAGAAUAAAAAGGCACGAGCUGCAGAGGCAGCAAGAGCUGCAGAGGCAGCAAAAGCUGCAGAAGCUGCUAAGGCUGCUGAAGCAGCUGCCAAAGCUGCCAAAGCCUCAAAUGCUUCUACACCUACCAAGGGGAACACAGAAACUGGUGCCAGUGUCUCACAGACAAACCAUGUGAAGGAAGUCAAAAAACUUAAAACUGAGCAUGCACCUUCUCCUUCAAGUGGUGGGACCGUCAAAAGCGACAAAGCAAAAACAAAGCCACCGCUUCAAGUAACAAAGGUAGACAAUAAUUUGACGGUAGAGAAAGCCACCAAGAAAACAGUUGUUGGGAAGGAGGGUAAACCCGCUGCUACAAAGGAAGAACCAGUUUCCACUAAAGAGAAAAGCAAGCCACUCACACCAAGCACAGGAGCUAAGGAGAAGGAGCAGCAUGUGGCUUUAGUGACCUCUACGUUACCGCCAUUACCUUUGCCUCCCAUGCUGCCUGAAGAUAAAGAUGCUGAUAGCUUAAGAGGCAACAUUUCUGUCAAAGCAGUUAAAAAAGAAGUAGAAAAGAAACUCCGAUGUCUGCUUGCUGAUUUACCAUUGCCCCCUGAGUUACCAGGAGGAGAUGAUCUUUCCAAGAGUCCAGAGGAGAAGAAAACAGCAGCACAGUUACAUAGCAAACGAAGGCCUAAAAUAUGUGGGCCUCGCUAUGGCGAAAUCAAAGAAAAAGAUAUUGACUGGGGGAAACGCUGCGUGGAUAAAUUUGAUAUCAUCGGAAUUAUUGGAGAAGGUACUUAUGGACAAGUUUACAAAGCCAGGGACAAAGACACUGGAGAAAUGGUAGCCUUAAAGAAAGUACGUCUGGAUAAUGAAAAGGAGGGUUUCCCAAUUACAGCAAUUAGAGAAAUUAAAAUUCUACGGCAACUAACCCACCAGAGUAUCAUCAAUAUGAAGGAGAUAGUGACUGAUAAAGAAGAUGCUUUGGAUUUUAAGAAAGACAAAGGUGCAUUUUACCUGGUGUUUGAAUAUAUGGACCAUGAUCUGAUGGGACUGCUGGAAUCAGGCUUGGUUCAUUUUAAUGAAAACCAUAUAAAAUCUUUUAUGAGACAGCUCAUGGAAGGCCUGGAUUAUUGUCAUAAGAAGAACUUUUUGCAUAGAGAUAUUAAAUGUUCAAAUAUCCUUCUAAAUAAUAGAGGACAGAUAAAACUUGCAGAUUUUGGACUUGCUCGUUUAUAUAGCUCAGAAGAAAGUCGCCCAUAUACUAACAAGGUCAUUACUUUGUGGUAUCGUCCACCUGAAUUGCUCUUGGGAGAAGAACGAUAUACACCAGCCAUUGAUGUAUGGAGCUGUGGAUGUAUCCUUGGUGAACUCUUCACUAAAAAGCCUAUAUUUCAAGCAAACCAGGAACUUGCACAGCUAGAGCUAAUAAGCCGUAUAUGUGGGAGUCCAUGUCCUGCAGUGUGGCCUGAUGUAAUCAAACUGCCAUAUUUCAACACCAUGAAACCAAAGAAGCAAUAUCGGCGGAAGUUAAGAGAAGAAUUUGUUUUCAUCCCUGCAGCUGCACUCGACUUAUUUGAUUACAUGCUUGCCUUGGAUCCCAGUAAGCGUUGCACUGCUGAGCAGGCUCUUCAGUGUGAGUUCCUACGAGACGUGGAACCCUCCAAAAUGCCUCCACCAGACCUUCCUUUGUGGCAAGAUUGUCAUGAAUUAUGGAGUAAAAAGAGAAGAAGACAGAAACAGAUGGGCAUGACUGAUGAUCUUUCUACAAUCAAAGCCCCUAGAAAGGACCUGUCUCUGGGCUUAGAUGACAGCAGAACUAACACACCCCAGGGUGUGCUGCCACCCGCACAGCUGAAAUCUCAGAGCAACUCAAAUGUAGCGCCUGGUGAAAAACAGACAGAUCCAUCAACACCACAACAGGAGUCUUCAAAAUCACUGGGAGGAGCUCAGCCUUCACAGACCACCCAGCCCAAAGUGGAGACUGAUGCUGCCCAGGCUGCUGUGCAGAGUGCAUUUGCAGUCCUCUUGACUCAGUUAAUAAAGGCCCAACAGUCCAAACAGAAAGAUGCCAUGCUAGAGGAGAGGGAAAAUGGAUCCGGACAUGAAGCUCCAUUGCAACUCAGGCCUCCUCUAGAACCCAGCACUCCUGGAUCCGGGCAAGAUGACCUCAUCCAGCACCAAGACAGGAGGAUAUUGGAGCUGACACCAGAACCAGACCGGCCUCGAAUUCUGCCUCCCGAUCAACGGCCUCCUGAACCUCCUGAACCACCACCAGUUACUGAGGAGGACCUAGAUUAUCGGACAGAAAACCAGCAUGUUCCUACCACUAGUUCUUCAUUAACUGACCCACAUGCUGGAGUGAAGGCAGCCCUCUUACAGCUGCUUGCUCAGCAUCAGCCCCAGGAUGAUCCCAAAAGAGAAGGUGGUAUCGAUUAUCCCACAGGAGACACAUAUGUGCCCAGUUCAGACUAUAAGGACAACUUUGGAUCUUCUUUCUCGGCCGCUCCUUACGUUAGCAGUGAUGGUCUAGGAAGUAGCUCCGCUGCUGCACCAUUGGAAGCACGUAGUUUCAUUGGAAACUCAGAUAUUCAGUCUCUGGAUAACUACAGUACUGCUUCAUCUCACACUGGUGGUCCACCUCAAACUUCUGCCUUUACUGAGUCGUUUCCCAGUUCAGUAGCUGGAUAUGGAGACAUUUACCUCAACGCUGGUCCCAUGUUGUUUAGUGGAGACAAGGACCAUAGAUUUGAAUAUAGCCAUGGUCCUAUCACAGUCCUCACAAACAGCAAUGACCCUUCCACAGGGCCAGAGAGUACUCAUCCCUUGCCAGCAAAGAUGCACAACUAUAACUAUGGUGGUAACUUACAGGAAAAUCCAGGUGGCCCUAGCCUCAUGCAUGGACAGACCUGGACUUCUCCUGCCCAAGGACCUGGAUACUCACAAGGAUACAGGGGACACAUUAGCACAUCAGCUGGCAGAGGUCGAGGCAGAGGGUUACCAUACUGAGUAUCUGUUUUUCCUCAGGCACAUCAUUUUUAUCUGGAAAGACUUUUCUAGCUGCAAUUUCAGGCAGCAAUCCAAGAGACUUGAAUAAUAUUAAUUCAACAACAGCUUUAUUUUUAUGUGGAAAGGGUCUUGCAUACAAUAGCGAAAAAAACAAAACAACAAAAAAAAUCUUUGCUUAAAUUCAUGCUGUUCUUAAAACUAGCUCUAUUGAUUGUACAUCGUCACAGAUUUUAGUUAACAAUUUUAUUUUGUAUUCUUGCAGUUUUAAGUGGAUGCUAACAUUAGGGACAUAAUGUUUUUAUGGCCCUGUUGCAGAUCUUCUGAACUAUGCACACUUGUGCUUUUUUUUGUAAGUUUGGACCAACUUUUAUGUAAACAGCCUCCCCCUUCCCUCCCCCUUCCAGUUUUACAACAAUCCGAAAGGGCACUGAUUUCUUUGGUAUUUUCUUUUUACAAAGCUACCUUAGUCAAAGGUCACUGUCAGUCUUUGCACCUGCUUUCAGUGUUAUUGUGAAAGGCGUACUUUGUGCUCAUUUCAGAAAAUAAAACACAACCUUUCUCUUGAUGCAACAGUUUUAUAUAAAAAAUGGUCAACAUUAUUUUUGUUUUGUUUUUUUCAGGUUACCAUAACACAGGAAAAUUCAUUCAAAUGAAAUAGUGGUUUUUAUAUGAAAACUAUGGGUAGGGUGGGGAGGGGUUGAGUAAGUGCCUUAACAGGUAAGCUUAAGGUCUGCGGAUGAAAUUAGCCUUCACACCACUGUCUUUCUAAGGGAGUCUGUACUGUGCUGAAGGGGCGGGGCAGGGAGCUUCUCCGCGUUCAGGAGUUGCUUGGUCAGUUCUGUUAGGUCCAUUCCCUCUGCCUGUCACACUGUCCUCUUGUGCCUGUCUUUGGCUGUGUUGACUUUCACUGUUACCUUCUCUUGGUAGGGGUGUAAGAGGAAAAGAAAGGGAGAACUCAGAACCUCAUGUUACUUCUGGGAAGUACUAAACUUUUUUUUUUUUUUUUUGAUCAAUUAAGUGGUUGAAAGUAGUAGCUGAAUGAGAAUUUUAGAGUGCUCCUUUCUUUCUGGCUGUCAUACUGACCCAGUUUCUAUUUGGUGGGCAGGAGUUUUGAAGCAAGUAUGUAUAACGAUUCAUAAAAUAAAUACAUAUGGUACAUAACAAAUGUAUUGAAGUCCACAGAAGGAGGGUGGCAAACACCAUAUUUUAAGUUAUAUAAUUUUAAGAAAAUGUCAACUUAAGUAGAAACAUGUCCUGGAUCUAAUUUAGUAAAGCAAACAGAAAACUCAAAGAGAAAACCUUCCCUCUUCCUUUCAAUUUUGUGAAAUUUACUAUAAUUUCUGCCAGAUUAGAGCAGUGCUAUUCUAUUAGAAUCAACCAAGAAAGAGUAACUCUGAUGUUGUCAAGUCUCACUAUGUUUACGUUCACACACACACACAAAACAAAAUUAUAUUUCUGAAAAGGAACCAAAGGUAAAUAGCCAGCAUCACCUUCAUCAUUAGAAGAUAACAGACUCUGGGAAACUGAGUGUGCCAACUGACAAUUUCAAUUGUUUAGUACCUUUUCCAUUGGAAUAUUAAGUAGGGAAGAAUUGUUAUGAAAAGCAGCUUAGCUUCAUGCCCUUUAUAUGAUUUGUGACCCUGCAUUUACAAACAUUCAGGAAACAUUAUUGUUUGGUGACAGAAUAUUUUAAAGAUAAUUUUCCAGUUUAUGCGUAUUAAAAAUGAGUUUUCAGUUGACCAUUUUAUUUUUUGAUGGUAUUUUGUUGGUGAAAGAAAAAAAUUAAUGGAAGAAAAAAUAUUUUGCUUUUAUUUGAAUACAGAGUACUAACAACUUAAUAAAACAGUAGAGGAAGUGAAAAAAAUGUUUUGAAAUUUAGCAAAAUAGAGUAUUCAAGUCUCUGAAAUUUUAAUAUGGUGAGUCUUAGAGCUUUAGACUUUCCUAUAAGUGACAGUAUCUAAAUUAUUAUUUGUCACAUUUGGUACAUCUGCUGGCCAUAAGCAGCUAACCUAAAAUUGAAACUAUUUAUGUGACAUGAAUAGUCUGUGUUUUAAAAAUUAAAUAUUUUAUAUAAAAUUGA
Molecule: messenger RNA, 6879 nt
Organism: Mus caroli (Ryukyu mouse)
Lineage: Eukaryota; Metazoa; Chordata; Mammalia; Rodentia; Muridae
Gene: Cdk13
Product: cyclin dependent kinase 13
Biological process (GO): protein phosphorylation; positive regulation of transcription elongation by RNA polymerase II
Cellular component (GO): cyclin/CDK positive transcription elongation factor complex; nucleus
Molecular function (GO): ATP binding; RNA polymerase II CTD heptapeptide repeat kinase activity; cyclin binding
Source: RefSeq, a predicted model, not a curated record